Molecule: messenger RNA, 3863 nt
Organism: Athalia rosae (coleseed sawfly)
Lineage: Eukaryota; Metazoa; Arthropoda; Insecta; Hymenoptera; Athaliidae
Product: INO80 complex subunit D-like
Exons: 4
Coding region: 722-2944 (740 amino acids)
Biological process (GO): sensory perception of sound
Source: RefSeq, a predicted model, not a curated record
CAGAGGACGCCACAAUUUUACCUGGGAAUCGCCUCGAAGGGAACCGGAGAACGAGCAGCCCGGGGAAAGAGGCGAAGGAGAACCACGGGCGCAGUCACGAAGACCGAGACCGAGUAGUCCCCACCCGAGAAGGUCUUACCUACCUACCUACUUGCUCGCCACCGUCUUGGGAGUUGGAAACUCGGCGAAUCGCGGCCCGAUCGCACUCUCCGCUAACAGUUUACCGACAACCGUUGCUAGAGACAACCGUUGACGACUAAAACUACCGCGUGCGAGGAGGUCCGCGUUAACCGUCAUUAUCGUAGCGAGUUCGACAGCAAAAGAAUCUAUACGUCGUUCGAAAAGUUGGAAAUCGGCGGAUCGCGAGCUGUUACGUUCGAAGGAAAAAUUUCUUUUCCUUCGAAAAGAAAGCGUCGAAAAAACAAAAAAAGAGAAGAAGAAGAAUUUAGUUCAGAGUGAUUUUGCGUCGGUAGCGAUACUGUAUCUGGUCCAUGGUGAAGUGCAACGUUUCAUCGCUCCAGGAAAUAACGAUGUGAAGAAUUUUCUUUCGCGGGGAUCUAGAAGAAGGGUACGCAACAGCGAUAAAAGUGUUGGACGAAUCGAUAUCCGUUAUCUCCUCCACCCUUCGAUCGUCUCGUUUCUUUUUGGUAAUAAUUCUGAAUCGGAGGUACCAUACCUCGUGAGUGGAAGGAGCUCCAGCGGUUCGCCGAUCGGCGAUUAAAUGGACGAGGUGAACGGAAUGACAGUCUCUUCGCCACUGCAACCAAAGGCACAGAGCUGCACGGUAACCGGUCAAGAUGCGCGCCAGACGACAAUCUCGAUCCAGACGAGCCAGAUCCUCUCCCUCCCCGUGAUACCGGUCGGUGGUCCCAGUCCAGGGGCCGGAGCAACGGUAUUUGUCGGUGGCACAGUGCCACCAACCUCGGGAUCGGUCUGGCAAGUUCCGGUAGUACAAAAGUCGAACGGUUAUCAGUCGCACCUGCAACAUCAACAGCCGCAGGAACACCACCUUCAAAGCCAGACGCAACCGGCCCACGUAGUCAAGAUCAGGAUAAAUCCCGAAGACUCGGUGGCUGGCAAGGUCGUGUCCACCGUGCGGGUCACGCUAGACGAUAACGGUGGCGGCGUAAGCGGCACCAACAACGCGAACGACAACGCGAACAACAACAACAACAACAACAACAACAACAUUCACAAAAACAACAACAACGACCAAAGCAAUAACAAUAACAGAAAUAACAGUAACGGUAUACAGUCGAACGGGGUUCAGGUGCAGAGCAGUGCGGGUAGUAACGUUGUGAACGGUAUCGGUAGUGAUCAGGCUUGUGUCAGAAUAAGUGUUGUCGGCAACAACGAAGUGGACUCUCCGCGGGCCGAGGAAAUGAUCGUACAACGUGAUAUUCCGGGCGCGUUAACAUCACCCGCAAGCAGGUCGAGUUCCUGCUUUUAUUACAGUACGUUUCAGAACUCGAUCAGCACGAUGGUCAUGUCCUCGGGUCAGUGUUCGCCGAGCGACACUCUCGACAGUGGUACGUGCAGCGAUCUCGACGGUACGCCGCCACCCUUGCCUAAGAAAAAAAAUGCUAGUCCCAUCAGCAGCACCGUUAUAUUGGGUGCGGGUCAGCACAACCGGACCGGGAGUCUGACCAGCAGCGGUGCCGAUAUAGACAGCGACGAUAACGAGAGCAACGUGAGUUGCGACUCGCUCAACAGCAGCGAGUUGAACGCAGCUAACGACCUUCGGAAGAGCGGCGGCGGUAACGUUGCGAAAUUCAAAACCACCAAAUCACUGGACGUGGUGGAACGUACGGAGGAGGAACUGGACGAGCAAUCGCUCAACGACCACGAGGAGAUCAAUCUAGAUGCCGAUAAUCUUCGCACUCGGCGGCAACUCGAUACGCCGUCCGACGUUAUUGGAAACACCGAUAACGAGGGACCGGAUUACGAUAGUCAAUCAAUUCCAGCGUCCCCCGCGAUCAGUUCCAGUUCGCAGCUAGACCGUGUUACAUUGCCGAGUUCGUCGCCAACCGAAACAACGGCGUACGUAUCGUCGAAACCGUCCGGCACUCCGCGGGUGCAGAGUCCCGACGGUAAUCGGGAUAUCAGGAGGUCGCCGCCGAUGGUGAAAGAGUGCGCGUACGAGGACAUUAAGAUGGAACGGAUGAGGCUCCAGAACGAAACCGCCGCCGCCGAUUAUUACGCUAACUUUAACCGGGGGAACGGGACCAAGUACCUCUACGACGACGACAGGUUUUACAAGUUCCAUCUGAACGAGACGUUCGACGAGGCUCAGGCGAGGGACGCCGCCAAUGCCGCCGCCGCGAUCGCCGAUGCUGAAAAUGACGAGUUUUUCGCAGGGUACAAGAUGCUCGACAGAGAAGCCAUCAGGAGCGCCAAGGGUACCGUCCGAGGCGUUAAAAACAGAGUCAGGGCUGGCAUUGCGACGUUUCUACAACAGCCCGCUACCAAGAAUUACAAGUUGAAGGACGCGGGUAAGGUGGUGGUCUACACGACGACUAUGGGAAUAGUUAGAGAGACUUACUACGCUUGUACAAAGGUUAAGCAGAUACUGAGGACGCACAUGGUGAAAUACGAGGACAGGGACAUGUUCAUGAGCACCGAGUACCAGAAGGAACUUAGGGACCGCAUCCAAACGACGACCAUCCAGGUGCCGCAGCUCUUCAUCGACGGGCAAUACAUAGGGGACGCUGAGGUCGUCGAAAGGCUAAACGAGUCCGGAGAACUACGGCGCAUGCUUAAGCCUUACAAGAGCCCAGAUGCAUGUACGACUUGCCAGAUUUGCGGGGGAUAUCGUCUAUUGCCAUGCUCGGUGUGCAAUGGUAGCAAGAAAUCAGUACACCGCAACGAUUUUACGACGGAGUUCGUCGCGCUCAAGUGCAUGAACUGCGACGAAGUCGGCCUCGUACGAUGCCCACAUUGCUGACUAUAGACUACGUACUACAGCUGCUCAACUACUCGAUUCAACCUCGACUAAGACUCGACUCUAACAACGACUCAACCUUAAACCUUAACUCACCUUCGUCAUAACUUGAACAUUAUACGUAUAGCAUAAUUAUAUUAUACCGUUGAAUUAUAUUUAUCUAUGUAUACCGCGUUCGAAGGAGAGAAGAAAGAAAAAAGAUGAUGUUAUACCGUAUGCAGCGUAUGCAAACGUUCGUAUCUACGCAUAUACGGGGUGGCCCGUUUUCGAAACUAGAUGUGUUUUUAAAAAAGUUUCAGACUAACGGUUCCACGGUAUCGGGGGAGACACAAUUUUCCAUAUCGUUUUUCCAUUCAGGUGUUACCAUCUCGAAAAUUUUCCUCUUACAAAAGGCAACCAAUUUUUUUUGCCAGAAAAAAAUUGCACCACGAUUCAAGAUGGAUUCGAACGUGUCCGUUAACGUGGAAUUUUUUUUGUAAGUCGUUUUCCGAAUUUUGGUGAAGAUAAUUUACAAAAGGAACGAAUAUCGCUGAAUCGUCUCGCCCUCGAUGACACAACGAGACUCGUUCCAGCUGAAAUUUUUUUCUGAAAUAUCCGAUCACCCUGUAUAUACGUACCACGUAUUAUUUAAGAGAUAAAGUGCUAUAUGUAUUAAGGAGUAUAAUUAUAUUAUACACAACAGCUAUAACUACGCUAUACAAUAUAGACUAACGCAUCGUGUACUCGGGAAGUAAAUAAUUGACGGGAUGGAUACGAAGACGGUCUACGCCAGUCGUUAAUUAGAUGUAAAAAUAUAAUCAAUUACGUAUGCGAGAGCAUAUUUAGAAAGAAGAGGAAGAAAAAAUAUAAUAAUAAUUACAAAAUUAUUAAAAACUGUACAAUAUAUCGAUCAAUAAAAUUUCAAAACAUUUUUUAUAAUUAA